GCUGGGGAGAGCGCCCAUAAUGAAAUGUCUUCCUAAACAGGGAGCCUCCAAUUGGUGCAAAACUACCACUCCCAGCAUGCCCAGACAGCCUUUGGCUCUGGCAUUUUGCAGUUUACUAUUGACUUGAAGCUAACAUCUGGACGCUGUGUUUUUUCGCUGAAAAAAUGCCGUGUGGGAAAAUUGGCGUUUUUUAUGGCGUUUUUGCAAAAUAAGCCUCAAUGGAAUUCCAGCCUAAUACUCUUUGACAGAAUUUUGGGUUUAGUACAUUUUUUUUUUUUUUUGUGGUGCUGCACUGUUGUGUACUGCUGCUGUUGUGCAAAAAUAAGUUUUUUCAUCAGACUGUAGUGCAUUUUUAUGCCCUCAUACGUGCAUACCACAUACCUACAUCAAAGCAGUGUACUAUUUUGUAGCUGUAAAUCUGUAACAAGUCUAGAUACUGGGAAAGUCCAGGCAAAAGUAAUCACCAGCUGGUGUUUUUACUAAUAUACGUUUUCCAAGUGUACUGUAGCGCAUUUUUUUUUUGCCCUCAUAAGUGCAUACCACAUACCUACAUCUAAGUAGUGCACUUUUUUGUACCUGUAAGCUGUGAAAAGGCUACAUACAGUGAAAGGCCAGGGAAAAGUAAUCACUGGCUGUUGUUUCAUGAAAAUUAGUUUUCCAAGUGUACUGUAGCGCAUUUUUUUGCCCUCAUACGUGCAUACUACAUACCUACAUCUAAGUAGUGUACCAUUUUGUACCUGUUAAUCUGUCAAGGGCCUACAUACUGUCAAAGGACAGACAAAAGUAAUCACUGGCUGGUGUUUUUUUUUAAAAACUGAGUUUUUAAACGCAUUGCAGCGCAUUUUUCUGCCCUCAUAAGUGCAUACCGCAUACGUACAUCUAAGUAGUGUACCAUUUUGUACCUGUUAAUCUGUCAAGAGCCUACAUACUGUGAAAGUCCAAGCUAAAGUACUCACCGGCUGGUGUUUUGCAAAAAUACAGAGUUUUUAGGCGUAUUGUAGCGCAUUUUUCUGCCCUAAUCAGUGCAUACCACAUACCUACAUCUAAGUAGUGUACUAUUUUGUACUUUUUAAUCUGUCAAGGGCCUAGAUAUUGUGAAAGUGUCAAGGAUGGCUCGAGGUGAGGCAUUAAUAUGUGAGUGACCGCUGCUGCAUAUUGCUGAGGGCCGGCACAAGGGAUUCACACCAGACAGAAUGUUGGUAUUAAAACUCUUUCCUCAGCAGGAAACUUAGAAAAUGUUCCCAGAGAGUUCUCAAAGAGUUUCUGUUUAAUUACACGGAAGUACAGUGUGUUACAUCUGACAAAAAAGGGAGGUUUAGUUAUGACGUCAACAUCAUCAUGUUACAUUUUGAUUACAUCAUGUUACAUUUUGAUAAAGCUGAGCUUUAUCUCUGUAUAUAUUAGCAUAUUUAGUAUUUUAUUUAUUUCUUGGCCAAAGUUCAUUUAUGCGGCCCUCUCACUCUCAUACUGGAAAAUUCCAGAUUCUUGUCCUUUUAUACAAUCUGUAUCUUCCUCAAAUGUUUUGUCUUCUAACGUCUCAUCUUGGCGUCAUUCCAAGGUUUGAUGUCCUUCGUCGGAGGAUUCAGCAACGCGAACAGCAGGAAGAGGAGCGUCGAGAAUGGCAAAGGCAUUUGUGGAUCCACCCUAUAACAUGAGGCCGUCCAACACGUGGAGUAUAUGUUACCCUUUUUGAGGAGCUGCGUAGUCAUUCUGAAAAGUUCACAGACUACCUGCGGAUAUCAUUGGCCAGUUUCCAAGAGCUGCUCCAAAGGGUAUCAGCGAGGAUCCAACACCAGGAAACCCAUUGCCGCAAAUGCAUUUCUCCAGAGGAGCGCUUUAUAGUCACUUUAAGGUACCUGGCCACUGGAGAAAGCUUUGCCUCCCUCCACUUCCAGUUCCGCCUGGGGAAGUCCACCAUUUCCUACAUCAUCCGGGACACGUGCAAGGCUCUGUGGGAGUGUCUACAAGAGGAUUUCAUGCCACAGCCUUCCACGCAACAAUGGAUCAACAUCACAGACAAGUCCUGGGAAGUUGCCAACUUCCCCAACUGUGUUGGCGCGGUGGACGGGAAGCACAUCCGGAUCCAGAAGCCUUCAAACACUGGUUCUGAGUUCUUCAAUUAUAAAAAGUACUUUUCAAUCAUCCUGAUCGCCAUCGCAAAUGCCCAGUAUAAAUUUGUUGCUGUGGACAUUGAUUCAUAUGGCCGGUCAAAUGACUCCAGGGUGUUCAAGAGUUCUGCCAUGGGGAAGAGACUUUAUUCUGGAGAUUUUGGACUUCCAGCACCAAGACCGUUUCCUGGAACCGAAGGACCUCCUAUGCCAUUUGUUGUUGUUGGCGACGAGGCGUUCCAGAUGUGUGCCAAUCUGUUGAAGCCAUACUCCAACCGUGGCCGGAACUUUCGCCAAAGGAUCUACAACUACAGACUCACGUGCCAGACGUUUUGUGGAAUGCUCCUUUGGCAUUUUGGUUUCACGGUGGAGGAUCUUCUCACGGCCCAUCCAUCUCUCCAUGCAUGUGAUUUAAGACGUAGUAAAAGCUGCAGUCAUUCUUCACAACUAUGUGUUGACAAAGGAGCCUCUGCCCAUGGACCUUCAGGACAUCGAGUCCUCUCUUCCUGGAAUUCAGGAUUCCUCAAGGAGAUCAACUGCAGCAAUAAUGCGCAUGAGAGACCAAUUUUGCGGAAUUCUUCUUGUCCCAGCAAGGCUUGUUGGAGUGGCAGGAGCGCGUGAUCUGAACAGUUUGCCUUUUUCCUUCAUCUCCAUGUUUAUUUUUGUUCUUCUGGUUUACAGUUUAGUGUUUCAUUUUUCACUUGUGUUUAUUUUUUUGUUGUUGUAGGUAGUAUUCCUGGUAUUCCCAAGUGUGCAGAGCACACUUGGGAAUACCAAGAAUACCACCUGAAAGCAGAAGAUAAACCCUGUAUCUUUGUUUUUUCACUUGUCAUUUCUUCUUCUGGUUGUAGGUAGUAUUCCUGGUAUUCCCAAGUGUGCAGAGCACACUUGGGAAUACCAAGAUUACCACCUGAAAUCAGAAGAUAGCCCCUGUAUCUUUGUUUUUUCACGUGUGCUUCCUUCUUUUGGAUAUAGGCAGUAUUCCUGUUAUUCCAAAGUGUACAGAGCACACUUUCAAAUAUCAGGAAUACCACCGUUGAGUACAUUACUAUACA
This is a messenger RNA of Hyla sarda, 3163 nucleotides long. RefSeq lists its product as uncharacterized. The record is from RefSeq and is a predicted model, not a curated record. The transcript has 3 exons. The coding region runs from base 1977 to 2729 and encodes 250 amino acids. NCBI's taxonomy places the organism in Eukaryota, Metazoa, Chordata, Amphibia, Anura, Hylidae.